Messenger RNA from Lucilia cuprina (Australian sheep blowfly), 2453 nucleotides. RefSeq names its product mucin-5AC-like. The coding region runs from base 16 to 2025 and encodes 669 amino acids. Lineage: Eukaryota; Metazoa; Arthropoda; Insecta; Diptera; Calliphoridae. The record is from RefSeq and is a predicted model, not a curated record. The transcript is spliced from 2 exons.
UAAAAUCUUUAUAUUAUGUUUUUACAGGUACUUCAAAAUACCUCUUCUCGAGUGGGGCAUCUUGGUAGCGACUUAAGCCCUUUAAACUUGGAACAAGUAAAGAACUCCAAUAGCAAACAGAGAAAACAUCCCAACAGGCUUAAUCGCAAACGAAGAGCUCAGGCCGAUGUACAACGUGAUAAGGAUAGCAAUUCAUCUUCUAUAAAACAACAAGAAACUAAUGGAAUGAUUCAAACCUCAAUGAAGACCAACUUGACCAACAAAUCUCAUGCAGCCUCAGAAAAACAACAACAACUUGAUACUAAAACAACCACAACAAAACUAACAAAAGUAACAACAUCAGUUGCAAAUACUAAGAAAUUGCAAACAACUUUGGCUCCCUUGACAACCUCCACUUUUGUAAACUCUGAGGAACCGAGAACUGAGAAAACACCUACAAGAACUAGAAUAAGAAUUCAUGCAAACAUAAAAGUUUCUAAUGCAACCAGUUAUCCCCAAACAACAGCCAGCACGAUAUCAUCUACCACAACAACCACUAAAACUCCAUCUGCAGCUAAAGUAACAAUUUUACCCAUGACAGCAACCUCGCAACUCUCUUCUAUGACAACAACAACCUUAAGAUCUAUGGAUAGAACAACUUCUUUACCCACGACAACAAUCUCCGCAACAACAGCAGCAACCAUCAACAGCAAAAGCAAGAAUUUAACAACAAAACCAAAUAUAAAUCUAAAUACCGAGAAUACUAACGUACUUACACAAGAAGUUGCACUUAGAGAAGAAAUUGCACUUAGAGAAGAAGCUUCCUUAAAGAAUUUAGUAACCGCAACAUCCACAACGCCAUUACCCUUGACAACAACCUUUAAAUCGGCGACAAAAACCGAUAGUAGUAGUAGCAUGACACAAAAUACAUAUAUUAAUCUGAAUACUGAAGAUAUACAAGAACCUUCACAAGAAUUUCUACUUCCAAAUCUUAGAGAAGAGCAAGUUCCUUUUAGGAAAUCUCUAGAUAAAGAAGACAACAACAGGGAGGAAAAGAAAAAUUUAGAAAACUCUUCAAAAGAAUCGAUUCAGCAGCAGCAGUUAACAAAAUAUUUAGAAACUUCUAUAUUUGGUAGAAAUACAACAACUCCCAGAUCACCCUUAUCCAAGACAACAAUCAGCUAUAGCAAAGCUAUAAAUCCAACAGCAAAAUCUUAUCCUAAUCAAGAUAUAAAAACUGCAACCGGAACAAAUCAUAGCAAUAACGCAGACUCUGGUAAAACAUUAUAUCGUUACUCGAUUUCUACCACCACACCAGCAAGGACAACAACCCCAAGUCAUGGAUCUUCUAUUACAACUAUCCCAACACAUUUACCCGAGACAACAACCGACACAAGCAGAAUUUCCAAUUCAGCUCCAAAAUCGAGUUUCAAAUUUAAUCCAGAAAACGUAUGGAAACCAAAACAAGAAAUUCUUUUAAAAAAUUCACCAAAAACAGCGCCACACUUUCCGCAUUCUCCAGCCUUAGAGUAUUAUGAUAAAGAACAAUUUGAAGCUUUUAAAAAUUUCUAUCUUAAACCCAAGAUAACAAAAUUUUUUGAAAAAUUCCCCAGCAAUGCAGACAUAAAACCUUAUGAUCCUGUUAAGAACACAUACAGAAAGUCUUUAACAUCCUUAGAGUCAUUUGCCGCUUCAACAACAACACCCUCUGAGUUGUUUAAAGUAAAAAGUGAUUUUGUUAAUUCAGAUGAUCAUUCGGAUUUCUUGAAACAAUUUGAAGAUGAAAAAUUUAAGAAACAGUUUUUUAAGGAAUUUUUUAAAAAUAUACAAAUGCCACCAGAUAGUUUUAUAGAAAGACCUAUGCGUUACUUAUCCGAUAAAGAAUUUGCUACACAGGAUAACAUGGAUAUGGUAACAAUACUAGAGAAUCUGCCACAUUUUAAUAUGUUCAAUUUGGAAAACUAUAUGCCGACUAAUGUUAAGGAUAACUCCAAGGAUUUUAAUUACUAUAUGCCUUACUUUGGCAUGGAGAUACCGGAUGAUUGAUAAAAUUUAAGAAAUUAUAAAAUUGUUCUCAAUAAAGAUGAUCAUAUCCUUUACAGUUAACUGCAAAAGUACCUGAAAAUAAGAGGCCUUUAAUAUCAUAAUAAAACUAUAGAUUAAGACGUAUGCACAGACAUAAUACCAAAGACAAAGCUUUGAGUAAAUUACACAUUUUAAGGAAUAUUCGCUGACCAUCCAGGUGACUUUUCAUUUCCUGCAAAUCUGAAGCUAUAAAGAUUUGAUGUUAUCAAAUCGGAAGUCAUCUUUAGAUCAUCAUCCUGGACUAAGCAUUUUCUCUAAUGUUAAGAUCUCGAGUGGACAACACUAUCAGUGGCUUUCCUUUGUAGAGUUAAGUUGGAGUUAAAAAAAAAUGGUUUUAAAUUUAAAAAUAAUUUGUAAAUAAAAAUUUAUAGUAAUUUUAAGGGUUAAAA